GUAUACUGCCCACCAGUCAUGACUGACUCUUUAUUUGGACGUUUUAAUGGAGGGUAAGUGGAUGUUUUGUCACUGUGACAGAGAAAAAUCUGCAGUAGUGGUUGGUUAUGCAAACAGAACAGAACCCUGAUGAGAUCUGCCAACACAAAUUGAUGGGAUCAAACUAACAUGCUGCUAAAACACCCCAGAAUCCACAGCUCUGCGGGCAUUUCAGAGCGUAUGUCUCAGAUUUAUUGUCAAGCAAAUAAAGUAUAAAAUCUGGUAUAAAACCAGAUUUUUACACCAAUUAAACAAAACUGGAUUUCUUUGGGAGGAUUCAGCAGCAGUUAAAAGAAAAAACACAGUUUGUUCUCUGUAAGCCUUUUCUUUGGAUCGUUUCAGAAACAAGAAGAAGCAGAGGGGAAGUGUGAUUUCUAAGAACAGAUGUAACCAUGAAUCGAGUGGAUGUUGGAGCUGUAUAUAAAGGGAGCAGAGAGCCGGUCAGAGCACAUCAGCCUGCAGAUUCAAGCUGAAGAACAUCCGUCUGUGUCGGGAACCAUGAAGACUCUGCUGGCUCUCACAGUCCUGGUUCUCCUCUGCUUCCUGAAACACAGCUCUGCCAAUGUUGGUGUAUCACUGAUGAUGAGAGAUGUUAAAUGCUGUGAGACGACCAGUGAUAAAAUACACAUCCCGUUCAAAAAGGUGAAACAUGUGGUAAUGACCAGCGGCUGCAGUCCUGAAGCAAUCAUAGUCACGACUGUGGCUGACAGGAAGAUCUGCCUUGAUCCCAAAUGGAAACAUGCACAGAUGCACCUGGAAGAAUUUAAGAAAAACUAAUCAUCCACCAUUCCCAAUCCCAAAAUAUGUAACUCGAAUCCCAAAAAGCUUUAAAGGAGUUCUAUAAACAGAAAGUCGCUUUUUUAUCCAUUAAUAAUCAGUGUUCAUGUAUGUUUUGAGGUGUAGCAGAACUUGAACUGAUAAUUAACGUGAUCACAGAAAAGUUUCUAGUUAAUUGAAACAUUUUUAAAGUUUUUUUCUUCUUAGAUGUUUUUGAUAAUGUUCUUCUGAAAUAAUAUAAUAAUUACAGUGACUGAACAGUUAACAUGUCUGUU
This is a messenger RNA of Archocentrus centrarchus (flier cichlid), 1091 nucleotides long. Its product is annotated as C-C motif chemokine 26-like. Gene Ontology annotation, molecular function: chemokine activity. Lineage: Eukaryota; Metazoa; Chordata; Actinopteri; Cichliformes; Cichlidae. The coding region runs from base 445 to 816 and encodes 123 amino acids. Gene Ontology annotation, biological process: immune response. Gene Ontology annotation, cellular component: extracellular region. The transcript has 3 exons. The record is from RefSeq and is a predicted model, not a curated record.